Molecule: messenger RNA, 360 nt
Organism: Porites lobata
Lineage: Eukaryota; Metazoa; Cnidaria; Anthozoa; Scleractinia; Poritidae
Source: the annotation of a GenBank genome assembly
AUGGCGGCUUGUUUUAAGCUUCCAUCGCUCGCUAAAAGGCCAAAACCAAAAACACAGUUUCCUGAGUUCGAAUGGAGUGAGGUAACUGUAGAGAAGGAGCUCGGAAGCGGUACGUUUGGUUCAGUUUACCUUGUCAAAUACGAGAAAGAACACCGUCGAAAUGUUAUUGUGAAAAAAAUGAAAGGUGAAUCGGCUGAAGCAAGACGUCGAUUCGAGAAGGAAGCGGCGAUCCUAAAAACCGUGAAAGGCCAUAGAAAUGUGACUGAGUUUUUAAGAUUUUGCCGAGAACCCUACGCCAUAAUGAUGGAGCAUGCUUGUUUUGACUUCAAUCCGUUGGGAGUUAAAAAACAGGUAAAUUCG